UCAUGGCGGCUGCAGCGGCUACGGUGGAGCGAGGCGCCGAGGAGGAGGAGGAGGAGGAGGAGGAGGAGGAUGCGGAGGAGGAUGCGGAGGAGGAGGAGGAAGAGGAGGAGCAGUUGGUUCUGGUGGAAUUGUCCGGGAUUAUUGAUUCGGAUUUCCUCUCAAAAUGUGAGAAUAAAUGCAAGAUCCUGGGAAUUGACACUGAGAGGCCCAUUCUGCAAGUGGACAGCUAUGUCUUUGCUGGAGAGUAUGAAGAUGCUCUUGGGACCUGCGUUAUAUUUGAAGAGGAUGUUGAACAUGUAGAUGCAGAAGGCUGUAAUAAAACGGUACUAAAAUACAAAUGCCACACAACGAAGAAGCUCAGCAUGACAAGAACUCUUCUGACAGAAAAGAAAGAAGGUGAAGAAAAUAUAGGUGGUGUGGAAUGGCUGCAAAUCAAGGACAAUCAUUUCUCCUACAGACCCAACAUGAUUUGUAGCUUUUUGCAUGAAAAUGAAGAUGAAGAAGUUGUCACUCCAGUUUCAGAUAAACCUUUGGAGUUGGAAGAGCAAGAGACGCAAGUGAAAGAUAAUUCAAACCUGGAUUAUGAGCAGGGGAAACCACAGGACUUGGAAAUAGAGGAUUCCGGUCCUCUUCCUGCUCUCUCUUCGGAGACGGACGGCUCUGUUUUUAUGGGAACCCAAGAUACUGCCUUAGAAAUCACCCCAAGAUGAAAUACUCUUACAAUACUCAUGAACUUUAUUUAGAGUUUUUAUGUAGAAGAAUUAAUUGUAGCUUUCUCUUAAUUACUUACUCUUUUUGUUGGCCAUACUCACAUUUUCACAACUUAAUAUACUAGAAUCAUUAAGGACCCGAUAAGAGAUGUUAAAAACAUGUUUUUGUAUGUUUUACUAUCAGAAGCCCUGAGUUCUUUAAACACUGAGGUGAGUAUAUGUUUUUCUAUUGCAACUAUCACAAGUGACCACACACAUAAUGACUUAAACCUAUACAGAUGUCGGACCUUGAUGAAUAGGGCAGUGGCUUCAAGCACCUGUUUUGUCACGGUGUGUUCAUGACUUUACAUCUCUGGUGUCCCACACAUACUAAGCAUGGUCCAGGCAGCUCUGCUAAUGAGGAACAUCUAUUCCCUGUAUCUCAAGUGGUUUUGGAUGUACCACAAGCAAGGUGUGUGAGCUCCACAAAAAGGGUUGCAACCCUGUUAAGCACCAGAACUAAAUGCUGGAACCAAGCCCAGGCAGUGACCUGUGGUGAGCAUGUGUGUGAGCAGCGCAGUGAACCCUGGUGAGCACCACAGCCAUAACUGUGCCUAUUCACCAGUCAAGGCCCUGUAAGUAGGAAAAGCACAGCAACUGAAGGUGUGCAGAGCUUGGUGAGCACCACUACCAAGUCAGUGUGCAAGUAACCCCCCUCUCCACCUCAUCAUCUCUACAGUGAAGGGGAACCGGGAGGGAAUAAAAAGAAAUGAAUUCAAGCUUUAAAUAAAUAUAGCAGGUUACUGUCUUAUGGUUUGGUAGGUCAGUUAUCUACCGUGUCUCAUCUGACCUGCAGUACUGGUGUAGCCGGACUUUGUUCUUUUCUGGAGUAUGGGGGAACUGGUAAAGUGAGCAUCUCCAUUUCUUUGUUCACUGAGUUGUUGGCAGAAUUAAAAUUCUCUUACGCAAAGUGGUGAUCAAAGUCCCAUGUACUUGCUGUGGCCGAGGGUGUUUUUCUGCUUCUAGGGUUCCUGUCUUCCUUGCCUUAUGAUUCCCUUCAGAACCAAGAAGGGUCACGUCUCUCGUUCUCUGAUGCUGUGUUUUUUUUUUAAUCAUACUAGUUCUGUUUCUUUUGCUAUCACUUUUAAAUUUUCUUUUUAUUACAAUGGCUCCACCUGGAUAAUCUCCCAAUUUUAAGGGAAAUGGAAAGACAUUUCCUAGUCAUGAAUUGGAAGAAUCAACAUCUUAAAAUGAAGUCCUAUCCAAAGUACUAUGUAGAUUAAAUGCAACACCCAUUAAAAUUUCAGUGACCUUUUUUUAAAAAAACAAAAACAAUGCUACUUAAAUUUGUAUGGAACUAUAAAAUUCCAUGAUUAGCCAAAGUAUUCCCAAAGGGGGGAGGGGGGGGAAGAGAUGGUAGGUUAUCAUUUCCAACUUUGAACUAUGCUACCAAGCAUUUUCAACUUUGAAUUAUACUACCAACUUCCCAACUUUAAGGCUUAUAACUGUAACUAGUGACAAAGUCUUGGUAUAUUUUGUUUUGGGGUCUCACCUUGUGGUGCUUGGGUCCCAUCAGCAGGUACUGGGGACCAUGUGGUGCUAGGAAUCAAACCCAGGGCCUCCCACCUGAGCCAUACAAUCCCUGGUAAACUGUGUGUUUUCUGUGGGCUGCUCCUGCUGGUGGUCAGGGCCCUGUGGUGCUAGGGAUUGAACCCAGGCCUCCAGCGUGCAGAGCAUACACUCAUUGAGCUCUCUCUCCAGCACUUAAAUUGUAAUUUUUGUUGUGGAGGUGGUGUGGGACCACAGCCUGGUGGUGCUCAUGGGCUACUUACUCAACUCCUGGCUAUGUGCUCAGGGGUCACUCCUGGAGGUGCUCGGAGGUCCAGGUGUAGAGCCAUCAAAGUGGCGUUGACUUCAUGUAAGGCAAAUAAAUUAUUUACAAACAUACCAUACUAUAGUUUAUAUGAAAUUACCAAUAUUAGUUUCUGGCUAGCAUUUGCAUACAGUUAAACCAUGCAGUAAGGUUCAAACAUACCUCAUACUAAUUGUAUCUCAUAACUGUUUGAAGAUAGAACUACAAUUAGCGAAUUAAUGUUCUAGAUCUUUGCUUCUUAAACUGGGUGUGGAGACCGCCACAUGGGAUUGCAUAAUAUGUGGUGGUUGCUAAAACUUUGGGAAAAAAAAGAGGAAAAAGUUUCUGAAUGUAAAACAAAAUGCAAAAACAAAUGUUUAAUGAAUUGGAAGUAUCUCUGGUAAUGCUCACAUGUGUUGAAUUUCUCAGAUGAAGAGCGGUUUUGAGUGGACAAUUUAAGUCCUGUUUUAGAUGAAAUUUUUUCCUGAUAUGUUUCAUAAUAUUUUACUAUUUAAUUGGAAAACACCUUACCUUGAUUAAAAGCAUUUCCAG
This is a messenger RNA of Sorex fumeus (smoky shrew), 3093 nucleotides long. It is a transcript of the gene GTF3C6, whose product is annotated as general transcription factor IIIC subunit 6. Gene Ontology annotation, biological process: transcription by RNA polymerase III. Bases 3 to 710 code for a protein of 235 amino acids. The record is from RefSeq and is a predicted model, not a curated record. The transcript has 6 exons. Gene Ontology annotation, cellular component: transcription factor TFIIIC complex. NCBI's taxonomy places the organism in Eukaryota, Metazoa, Chordata, Mammalia, Eulipotyphla, Soricidae.